Molecule: messenger RNA, 1062 nt
Organism: Alligator mississippiensis (American alligator)
Lineage: Eukaryota; Metazoa; Chordata; Crocodylia; Alligatoridae
Source: the annotation of a RefSeq genome assembly
AUGCCCCUCUCCCAACCAAUUAUCCUAGCAACACUAACCAUUACAACACUAAUUUUUCUACUAUCAACCCAUCUGGUCCUAAUCUGAGUUGCACUAGAACUUAACACACUAGCGAUCCUCCCCCUAAUUGCUCACAAAUCUCACCCACGAGCCAUCGAAGCCUCCACAAAAUAUUUUCUCACCCAGGCAAUAGCAUCUGCAUUAAUUAUCUUUUCAGGAACACUAAAUUACGAAAUGACAGGAAGCUGCCAAAUUGUAGAAUUAACAAACUUAACUUCAAUAAUUGUGCUAACCCUUGCCCUAUUUAUUAAAGUGGGAUUAGUACCAUUUCACUUCUGAGUACCAGAAGUUCUCCAAGGAAUAUCCACAACUGCCGCAAUCUUCCUAUUAACCUGACAAAAACUAGGACCAUUAAUUAUACUAUUCCUAAUUAGCCCCCUUAUCAACUUUGAAUUAACCUCUGUAGUAGCUACUUUAUCUUCCCUUGUUGCAGGCUGAAUGGGACUAAACCAAACUCAAGUACGAAAAUUAAUAGCACUAUCGUCCAUUGCCCAAAUAGCAUGAAUUAUCGUAAUUAUUAAAUACGCACCAUCACUAGCCAUCCUAACCUUCUACAUCUACUCCACCACCAUCUCCGCUACACUGUUAACACUAGACAAAAUAUCAACAACCUCCAUUAAAUACCUCAUUAUUUCUUUUUCAAAAUCCCCAAUCACCACCACCAUCCUGAUAAUUUCCCUCCUAUCACUAUCCGGCCUCCCACCCCUAGCCGGCUUUAUACCAAAAUGAUUAACAAUCAACCAACUCCUCGCAGAAAAAGCAAUUUGAAUUGCACUAUUAAUACUAAUUACAUCCCUUCUAAGUCUAUUCUUCUAUCUCCGACUAUGAUACAACUCCUCAUCAACUAUGCCACCAAGCACUACCAACACAACCCGCCUCUGACGAAAAUCUACCCCCCAAAGUAACUUUACCAUCAACCUCCUCACCAUAGCGACCACCACUCUCCUACUAUCAACCACACUAAUGAAAGCAAUUACUAAACAAGAAUACUCUCUAGGCUAA